AAACCUAAUUAGCGCAGUUACCUUUAAUCAGCGCGUAAUUAAUUAUAUCGCGACCCUCGGAGACUCUAAUUACAAACACAUGUACUCCUCCUCCUUAUUACACGGUGAGUAAUUUUUUUUUUGUAAAAUCUUGGAUAAUUGACCCGAUAAAAAUUUUUCAAAGCACCUACUACUGCGCCUCGUGCGUAAUUCUAUAGCCGAAAUUUCUCACGACCACACGGACGAUAAUGGUGUCCGUGCGAGGAAUUCUUAUCUGAUAAAAUCUCGUCACCGUUUAAGCAAUAGCCAGUAUUGAGUUAUCCAUUAACCUCGACGGUAUAGUCUUCGAAAUUGCAGCUCGUCGACUGACGCAAACACAAUUUACGCUUUACCCGACGAUCAAAUAAGGGCAAUAUUUACUCGAUGAGAUUUCAAAGCGAAGAUUCGCGCAGAUAUGCUCGCCGAAGGGGUUGAUUUUAUUAAUUGAAAAGCGACGCCGUCCAUCGCGACGACCUCGCUCAUUCGAUACAACGGUCAGCCCCGCACGAUUCGCUCCACUUUCGAUAUGCCUACACGAGAAGAACGGGGCGAGAAGAAGACAAGAAAGGUUUCCAAAGUUCAACCAACCGCACGGAUGCUUUAUAGGGUUUUCGGCAAGUUUAAUGUACUACAUUGGGAAUGGAAAGCUUGACCACAACGUACGCUCCGACGACCGUGAACGCCCGCGCGCAUCCGUCGUAACCAGGCGCCCGCACCCCCACCAAUGUGUAGCCGCAAGUUCACCACCGUCGUAGUCAUCGAAGUCCAGACGGCCGGUCACACUUGUUACGCGGUUUCCACGCGUCGUGGAACAACCGAGGGUUUCGCGUGACAAAAUUUCGUUCAACUGUAGCGCCUGCGGGGCUACGAGAUCCGCGUUGUUCGUUUCUUCUAUUUUUCAUUACGAAGAGACGAAACAAAGUGUCGAAAGUCAGAGAAGAUGUGCCCAUCGAAGACGGAAAUCGGUCGAGUGUUCGCCGACGAUUGUGUCUAACGAUAUUUCGCGAUCGCGAAAAGUUUUCCUCCACUUUUAUCGAGAGCGAUGUUCGAUUCCCGCUGACUCUGGUGUUCGGCGUCGGGUCGGUACUAAUUCUUUCAUUGGCACCCGCAACGAUAAGAACGAAAAUGUUUUUCACCCUUCUCGCGCCCUCCGCGACCUUCCAACUCCCACCAACGCCCACGAUCACGACCUCGGCGUCGCCUCAUCAGGUGUGUUUUCUGAGCGUGACGACUCGGCGGUCCGCUCACGUUGAAUCGCGUGACGAUUCCGUUUGAAUAAUCCAGGACUCGUGUUUCCUCGCUAUAAAAUAAAAUACAUUCCACCUCGGCGCGGGGUUCGCGCGGGGUACACGUAAAUCCAACCAACGUCUGUCGAAUCCAGUUUACUAAUUACGUGAAAUUUAUUCCGCGUAUACUAUACGCUACACGCGCCAAGACGGUAUAUCGGCCCGAUUAAUUAACCCGAAGUGGUUCGUGCGCGGGGAGAAGUGAAGCGAGUGAAUUAUGGAUAUUGAUUGAUGAAAUUGAGAUGGAAGAUCCGACGACCACCGAGCUAACCAAUUGCUCUAAUUACAACGUCACGGACAAUUACACAACUUCCGAGGAAGCUACCGGACACCCGUUCGGUUCUGCGUUAAACGUUCCUUACGCGACCUGCGAAGUCCUAGUCGCGGUUUCCGCAGUUUUCGGCAACGGCCUCGUCAUCACCGUAUUCGCGAGGGAACGACGGCUUCGUCGCCGAACGAACUAUUACAUAAUCUCGUUGGCCACCGCCGAUCUGCUCGUCGGUCUCUUCGCCAUCCCCUUCGCGAUUCUCGCGAGCAUCGGUCUACCGAAAAACUUUCACGCCUGCCUCUUCACCGUCUCUGUCCUCGUCGUCCUCUGCACCAUCAGCAUAUUCUGCCUCGUCGCCGUGUCCGUCGAUCGGUACUGGGCCAUAUUACACCCCAUGGGAUACUCGAGGACCGUGCGGACGAGGACUGCCAUAGGGAUAAUUUGCGUAUGCUGGAUCGCCGGUACUUCCGUUGGAUUUCUUCCUCUGAUGGGAUGGAACGCGGGGAAAAAAUCCGACGAAAAAUGUCUCUUCACCGAAGUUAUGGAUUACAAUUAUCUGGUCUUUCUCUACUUCGCCACCAUUGUUUUUCCGGCUCUUCUCAUCGCCGCGUUUUACUCCCACAUUUAUAGGGUCGUUGUGAAGCAGCUGCAGCAGAUAAUGACAAUGAAUCCGGGGCGUCGUUCGGAGAAUCAGACGGCCGGAACGAUGCUCCGUUUGCUGGGAGCGGCGCAAAAACGUGAAGUGAAGGCGACUCAGAAUCUCUCUCGAAUAGUGAUCUUUUUUAUACUUUGUUGGUUUCCCCUCUAUACGAUAAACUGUGUAAAAGCGUUUUGCCCCGACUGCGAGGUGAGCAGUUUUCUUUUGAACUUUUGCAUAAUUUUGUCCCACCUGAACUCCGCGGGGAAUCCCAUCCUCUACGCUUAUCAUUUGAAGGAUUUUCGCGCCGCGUUGAAAUACUUCAUCUGCAAGUUCCUCGUGAUGCGCGGCGUCGCCGAACCGAGCGGCGUGAACGUGAUCAACGGUCGACACUCCGCUCUGUUUCGCCAAAACGUCAAUCAGACCAACGCGGGAGGAUCCCUCGCGGCGAUCAACGCGAGGAACUUCAGCCUUCGAGCGAGUCAGGCGGCGCGAAUCCCGUCGGCGAGCGUCGGGAUUCCGCCCCGCGGAUUCGGAGCGACGAAAUUCACACCGGACUCGUCCCCGACUUACGUCCGGGAGGUCGACGCCUUCAUCGACGAAAGUCCCAGCAACGGAGUGAGCCCCGAUAACAGCGACCGUCAGACGGACGAAAAAUUGUCCCACGACAACUGCAGCGCUUCCGGUGUGUCGUCCGCGGCGAUGUCGCCGACGCUCGCCACCCCCAGUCACCUGGAGCUCAGGACUUACAAGAAAUUGACCCACCUGAACCUCGAGAACGACGGAACCUCGGCCGAAUCCGUAUUCGUCAUUGAUCCCGACGUCAAUCACUGCGUAUCGUCGAGGGAACGGUUAACGACUUCCGACAAACCGCUGCAGCACUCCCCCGGUGAACCGCAGCUGUUUCGAUAACGAUAUAUUAUACACCCAACGAAAUUACACACGUCGCGUCUCUAGGGAAAUUGUAGCCUCUCUUAAUUCACCCAAUUAGCGACUCGUUAUACGAGAUUUUCUCAGCGAUAAAUUUCCUCACCGUAUACACCGACGAACCAACCGACGAGGGUCUCGAGGGUCCGCAAAGGACCUCCAGCGGUCCCAGAGAGUUCGGAGGUCCCGGAGGUGGAGAGAUCGCGCCUAUCGAUCAUGACCCACGAUCGUUAAUAAUAUUUUAAUAGCCCCGUAGGUCCAAAUUAAUUUUCAUACGGCGUAUCCUGUAAUUGUGAAAAUCAUCUUUUUCGAAUUUAGGUUUCUCGCGUAUGAAAAUUACCAGUUACCAUCUGUAUACGUAUAUUGUUACACUACGUGUUGAUCGGAUGUCCUGUAAUACUAUAAUGUCGGAUUAUAGGUAUGAAAAUUUCGAGUACAUGUAAUCGCGUAAAAUGUGUCAUUGAUUCGCAAUGAAUUACUUCCGUCGCCGCGAGUAUAUUUCCAAAGAUUUCUUCCACAUGUGUAAACGUAGUGAUUUUUAUCGUAUUGUUUCAUUGUCAGUCGAGGACAAGCGUUUUGAAAUCGCUUAUGCCAAUAAAUGUUGAUAUUAUAAAAAAAAAUCUUUAUUGGCAUUCCAUUGCAAUUUCAUUUUUUCUCAAGUCACACGAAAAAACUGCGAAGUUGUCUUUUAGAUAUAAUAAUUGUAUGCAUAGUUACCUCUGUUUCAUCGAAUGUAUACGUUCGACGACGUUUCCGUGUCGUUUGCUUUGUAUAAUUUCGUAAAGAAAAUAUGUGUAACUUAUCGUCAAACGAGACCGUUUUGUAUCCGCGUAUAUUUCUCGGUAGAAUUUCGUCACUGCUGACGCAAGUCCGUACAAACUUCAACGAUAAAUUGAAUACAAGACUGACAAUGAGAAGAUUGACAAGAGAUCGACGAUCCGCGACGUGGUCAUAGCUCGUCGUCGGUUAGAAAUGUACAAGGGUUGGUUUGGCCUCGUUACGUGUAUGUGACUCCCAUCGAUAUUGUCAUUACGUUAUUAUUAUGUUGUUGUUGUUGUUUAUUUAUUUAUUUUUUUUUUUUCAUAGUCAAGGUAUAAAAUAAAUAUGUGGCGUAGAAUGAAAUGAAAACGUGCCAGUGAACGUAUACAGUGUACGCAUAAACGGCGUCUUAAUAUAAAAAAGAUAUGUGAAAUAAACCCGGAAUUUCAUAUA
Molecule: messenger RNA, 4348 nt
Organism: Athalia rosae (coleseed sawfly)
Lineage: Eukaryota; Metazoa; Arthropoda; Insecta; Hymenoptera; Athaliidae
Product: adenosine receptor A2b-like
Exons: 3
Coding region: 1547-3121 (524 amino acids)
Biological process (GO): adenylate cyclase-activating G protein-coupled receptor signaling pathway; G protein-coupled adenosine receptor signaling pathway
Cellular component (GO): membrane
Molecular function (GO): G protein-coupled adenosine receptor activity
Source: RefSeq, a predicted model, not a curated record